CGCCCAUCUGGCUGUUUCGAUCUCAAAUUCCUUUCGAGCUUUACUCUUUGUUACCACAAAAUUACAAACAUUGUGGUGCGUAUUGGUCCGAAGACUGGUCCGACCAAUCAAGCACUAAUGCUUAACUGUCACUACGAUACAAUGCCGGACACACCUGGUGCCACUGACGAUGCUGUAUGUGAUGUUUAA
Messenger RNA from Haemonchus placei, 189 nucleotides. NCBI's taxonomy places the organism in Eukaryota, Metazoa, Nematoda, Chromadorea, Rhabditida, Trichostrongylidae. The record is from the annotation of a GenBank genome assembly.